GAGGGAGGUGGAGGGGGCACGGAGAACAGGCGUACCCCCGAUGGGGAUGGACACCGGGACAGCCCGUUGUCAUGGCCGCAGAACGAGGAGGACCACCAGAUGUUCCGGGAUGCUGAGGAACAGCCGGGUGAAAUGGCGUCGGGUUCUCCCAGCUACUACAGCUCCUUCCUGCUGACCAUCAUCCUGAAGGAGGGACGCAACCUGGUCAUCAGAGACCGCUGUGGGACCAGCGACCCGUAUGUGAAGUUCAAGCUGGAGGGGAAGACCUUCUACAAGAGCAGGGUGAUCUACAAGAACCUGAACCCCGUGUGGAACGAGUCAUUCGUCCUGCCCAUCAAAGAACUGGAGCAGGUCCUCCACGUCAACGUGUACGACCGCGACCUGACCUCGGACGACUUUAUGGGCUCGGCCGACGUCCUCCUGAGUGAACUGGAGAUGAACAAGGACAACGAGCUGAGCCUGGCCCUGGACGACCCCAACAGCCUGGAGGCCGACAUGGGGAACCUCCUGCUGGACAUGAGGCUCUCCCCGCGGGACCCCGACGGCGUCUCCUCGUCUUCUAAUAAGCCUCACAACGCGCGUCUGGCCGAGGUGCUGAGGAAGGGCCAGCUGUGGACCAGCGUGGUGGUGGUGACCCUGGUGGGGGCCAGGGGCCUGGAGGUGGACAGUCCCGGGGACCUGUUCGUCCGCCUCCGGCUCGGAGACCAGAGGCACAAGAGCAAGAACCACUUCAAAACGGCCAAUCCUCAGUGGAGGGAGAGGUUCAGCUUCAACCAGUUCACUGACGCAACGGGGAUCCUGGAGGUGGAGCUGUGCACCAAGCUGGGAACCCGCAACCAUGAGAUACUGACAGGGUUUGAGGUGGACUUCUCCAGCCUACCCAUGAACAAGAACCAGCAGUUCAAAGCAGAGCUGGGCCAGAGUGGCGGCUACAUGCUGCUCCUGGUGUCCCAGAGCGUGUGCAGCGGCGUGUCCAUCUCUGACCUGGCUGCCGCGCCCCUCGCCGCCGGGGAGGAGAGGGAGAACCAGCUGGAGAAAUACAGGCUGGCGAAGUCCUUCGAGAACCUAGGAGACAUCGGUUAUCUCCAGGUGAAGAUCCUCAAGGCCACAGAUCUCCUAGCUGCAGAUCUCAACGGAAAGAGCGAUCCGUUCUGCGUUCUGCAGCUGGGGAACGACCGGCUGCAGACGCACACCAUCUACAAGACCCUGAAUCCUGAGUGGAAUGAAGUCUUCACCUUUCCCAUCAAGGACGUCCACGAAGUUCUGGAGGUGACUAUCUUCGAUGAGGACGGAGACAAGGCACCCGACUUCCUGGGGAAAACUGCCAUACCCCUCCUGAUGGCCCCCAACAGGCAGCAGAUCACCCUGCCCCUGAAGAAGGAGAACCUGGGCUCCCUCUCCAAGGGGGUCCUCACCCUGGAGCUGGAGCUGCUGUUCAACCCGGUCCGAGCGAGCGUGAGGACCUUCUCGCCCAAGGAGACGAGGUUCAUCGAGGACAAUCCCAAGUUCUCUAAAAAGAUUCUGGGCCGUAACAUCACGCGUGUGCGGACGCUGAUCCGGGCGGUGCUGUCCACGGGGCGCUACGUCAAGAGCUGCUUCCAGUGGGAGAGCACCCAGAGGAGCAUCACCGCCUUCCUGGUGUUUCUUCUGACGGUCUGGAACUUCAACUUCUGCAUGCUGCCCUUCUUCUUGGUGCUGCUCUUCUCCUGGAACUACUUCCAGAUCUCCUCCGGGCGCGUGGUCCACGACCUGGACAACAUAGACGUGGGAGAUGACGAUGACGAUGAGGAAGCUGAGAAGAAGGGGCUGAUGGAGAAGAUCCACAUGGUGCAGGACACCAUCAUCACCGUGCAGAACUUCCUGGACGAGAUCGCCUGCUUUGGAGAGAGGAUCAAGAAUACUUUCAACUGGUCUGUCCCCUUCCUGUCCAACCUGGCGUUCCUGGUCCUCAUCAUGGUCACCAUCAUCUGCUACUUCAUCCCAAUUCGCUACCUAAUUCUAUUAUGGGGCAUCAAUAAAUUCACCAAGAAGCUACGGAAGCCCCACGCCGUCGAAAACAAUGAGCUGCUAGACUUCCUGUCCAGGGUGCCUUCAGAUGUAGAGAAGGCCCAGUACAGAAGCGUCAGGACCACUGCCAGCCCCCAGCACCACAACAUACUGAAGAAGAAGAAGACAUCCUAGCCCCUCCUCUGGAGCUGUUUCUGUUGGGGUGCUGGUUCUGUUGGUGGACCCUCCUUCUGGUCCCCCCCAGGGGUCCACAGAACCCAGGGCUUUCGGGCCCCUCUGGGAAGGUUCUGGAGCACAUGGAUGUUUCUGGAGGCAGAUUGGUUCUCCCGAACAGACAUUGACUUGUGAUUAUGUUACAGGUUUGGGAGCAGAACAUGAGGCCGCUCUAUGAAUGUACAUCUCUAUUUUAUACAAAAGAUUCUUCGGAAAACUCUAUUUUGUUAUUUUUUAACAUUUAUGAUAGCUUCAUGGAACCGAUUCUUACAGCACACGAAUGCGACCAAAGGAAUGUCUCUCACCGCCGGAAUCCUGUCUGCAUCGUGUAACUGGAGUUACCGCGCUGGAUAUGUUAUAUACAAUACACAAAAUGUAUAUUUUAAGAAAAACAUCAAGAAUGAUUAGGUGUUUUGUUAGUGUAGAAAGUGUUGGAUUAGGGGUUUGUAAAUUAAGUAUUUGUAUGUCUCUACACUAGCAUCCUUGCAGCCCCACUACAUUCUUCUCCUGAGAGACAGAGUUUGAUCUUAAGAACGACAUUAGAAGAACUUCUCCGAAUGAGAACGACUUACUCAGUCUGAUUCUAUUCCAGCGACUGUCUCAUAUGCAAGAUGCCCAUCCGCCAUGCUUUGUAUUCUACCUUCGCGCUAGCAACGUAGCACGAGCGCUUCUGGAGGAACAUUAUAUUUAUUCAUAUCCUUCUUGUGAUCACCAUUUCCAAAGGCAAUAAACAGUUACGAUCA
Messenger RNA from Gadus chalcogrammus (walleye pollock), 2963 nucleotides. It is a transcript of the gene mctp2b, whose product is annotated as multiple C2 domains, transmembrane 2b. Gene Ontology annotation, molecular function: calcium ion binding. Gene Ontology annotation, cellular component: synaptic vesicle membrane. The transcript has 21 exons. Gene Ontology annotation, biological process: regulation of neurotransmitter secretion. NCBI's taxonomy places the organism in Eukaryota, Metazoa, Chordata, Actinopteri, Gadiformes, Gadidae. The record is from RefSeq and is a predicted model, not a curated record. The coding region runs from base 100 to 2181 and encodes 693 amino acids.